GCCCCGCCACUGAGAGCCGGGGCAGCAGCAGCAGCAGGAGCGUGGCUGUGGGUGAGGGUUGGGGCAGACUGAAGCAGCAGUGUGGGCCGCGGCAGCCAGCCAGUCGGUGGUGUAGUCUGUCACGCGUACCUUGCCUGUGUCUCGCCCUCGCCCACACCCGCACGUGUUGGCCCACCACACCACCUCGGAUACGCCCUCACCUGCCGGCCAUCCUUGGGUCGUGGGGACCCAGGUGUACACGCCUACAGCAAAUAUUGAACUCUGACAAGUUAAUUGAAUGUAUUUAAUGUAUAGAGAAGAGUGUAAGUUUCAGAAGGUGAUACAAUGAGUGGGUGAGCGUGUGGUUAUUUUAGCGUGUAUAGAGGAGAGGACAGUCAUUAUGUGAUUGAGGGAGUGUUGUUGCCGGCGUGUGACGUCAUGUCCGGCGGGCGCCACGCAGCACCCAUGAACCAGGAGGCGGGGCGGCGACCCCCGGGGGACCGCCAGGGGGCGAAGAACCCUCCCACCACCACCGCCCCCUCCCGCACCAGCAUGAGCGGCCUCCUGCCCAGCCCCGUGGUGUGCGGCGACGAGCCCAGCCUCGUUGCUCUCUUCCAGAACGGUACCUCCAAGCGCCUGCUGGACGGCUAUGACAACAACAACGUCAAGUACAACGGCGCCGCUAGGCAACAGGAGAACGGCGGGGGUCGACUGGGCUUGGUAAACGGCGAACGGUCCUCAGAUUCCGAGGAUUCCGGCGCCACUUCGGGCGCGACGAGCGGGAAGGAGGCGAGCCCGGGCUACGAGGAGAGCUCUGGGUCGGAACAGAGCAGCAACCCGCCGCUCUCCGAGGAGAACCGAGUCGAGGAAGACAUGGAUCCCAACCCGAGACUCAUCCGCACCUCGCUGCCCAGGUCCCAGACCACACCCGUCUUGAACGGUGACCACACGCUGGAUGACGCUCUCAGGCCCCUCACACACUAUGGACAAGAGUCGCCCAACAGUGAGACUGCCAGGUUUAACAAUGGCUUGAACCGCAUCCGCGCGGCGCACGAGAUUAACGUUAGCAAGCUGGCCUACCUUGAAGCUUUGUUUCAGCGAGCCAAGCUGGAAGAAAUGAGACUGAAAAGCCUCACGGGGAACACUCACAACAGUGAUAAACGGACGCAUAAGCCAAUGAGCAAAAGUUUACAGAGUCCAGAAAGUGGCUACAAGUCGUUGCCGUCGUCAAUAUCGGACUACGGACUCAGAAGCUACGCCUCCGGGACUAUCUCAGCUACGGCCAGCAACAGCAGCUGCGGAUCCACGUUACCGGACGGCCAAGCGCUGCUACGGACCAUAGAGAGCCGGCUGCAGCUAGCUCGGCCGCAGGAGAAGAGCAGCGGUCGGUCGCUGUACCAGUGUGGGGGUAGCAGUAGCGUGGGCAGUCUCAGCCGCCUCACAGGACCCAGCCCAGCCACCAGUGGCACCUCAACACCUGCUAGGUUCGUUUCCCCUUCGCGAAAUGAUGUUCCGGGCGCCUCGCGAGGCUCCUCUGCCACUACGCCCAGCAGCACGCCCGCCACCACGCCCGGGGGCACACCCAAGCGCCCUGAUGGCCUGGGGCGUCCUACCGGCCACGUCAGUCAAAGGUCGCUGCCACACAACUACCGUAGCCGCUCCGCCUACAGCUCCCCAGCGGUGUCGCCCCAACGAGGCCCCGACCCCGCGGGGCUCCUCGUGUCUCCCUCAGGUGGAGGGCCCGCCCCACGCAGGUUCUCCAGUCUAGAUCUGCGGGGCAGGGCACAGCUGCGUCAACUGCCCCUGCGACACACAUCUCAUGGGUACCCGACGUGUGUGCUGCCCAUCAGCCCUCCCUCACCUGCCCAGGGCACGCAGGCAUUCCACCGCAAGAUGCAACUCUUCUUCGAGAUUAUGGACACACAGUCGAGGUUUUCUCAGCUCGCUCAGUACUCCUCAUUUGAGCAGUCCCAGCUAAAGGUAGGUACAAAGAUUUUCCCCCUCACAUUUGGAGCCUUCCUUUCCCGUUAGAAUAGUGACAUUGCCCAUGGUUAUAAUGACUCAUUUUUUAAUCGUAAGCAAAGGGAAGUUAUCGUUCUCCAACAGGCAUGCCGUGCCCUUGGAGAAGUUAUAAGUCUGAUAGGUGAAGUUGUUUUACUGACCAGGGAAGUUGUAAUGAAAGGGUAAAGUAAUAUUUCUGGAGCGAUUUUCAUCAUGCUGUUGAUGAAUGAGUUGAUUGUUUGUGCUUAAUGGGAUAG
Messenger RNA from Cherax quadricarinatus, 2237 nucleotides. RefSeq lists its product as uncharacterized. Lineage: Eukaryota; Metazoa; Arthropoda; Malacostraca; Decapoda; Parastacidae. The record is from RefSeq and is a predicted model, not a curated record.